CCGAGAUAGGCCUGCAUCACCAAUUUUGCGCAGAAGCGAGAAGGUCGCGCGGUACAAACGCCCACUCUUUUCAAGUAUCUAUUCCUUCCUUUGACACAGCCGUCAUGCCCUUUAAGAAGGGUGGCGGCCACCACAAGGGUCGCAAAGGCACUCGCAUCUCUCUCAGCGCAGCCCGUACACCAACACCAAAACAUGUAGCAGAUCAAUCUGAUGAGGAGAUGGGCGAUGGCGACGCUGGAGAGGAAGAAUUGCAGGAUGCGAUCGGCUUGGAAGAAGCCGAAGACAAUGCCGCGACCCCUGUAGCAGACGAAGAUGAGGAGGAAGAAGAUGAGGACGAGGAAGACGAGGAUAACAGUCCACCAAAGAUUACAUCAAUCCCACGCAGAAGAGGUCGUGGAGGACGACCGCGCUCGCGCAUACAGAGCAACAAUACUCCAGAACCAGGCGACGGCAGCGAAUCAGGUACUCCCAUGCGCCGGAGAAGAGGACGGCCACCAGGGUCAGGUCUUGGCAGAGGAAGAGGAGGUUUCCGAGGUCGACGGAAAGGUCAAGCACCGGAAACUCCACGCUUCAUCGUCGACAAGGAAGGUAAUCAGCUGGACGUCGUUAAUGAUGAAGCGCAAGUCGACGACGAUCCGGAGGGCAAUGAUAAGGUCGAUAGUUCUGGUCACCUCCAGGGUGGCCGCGAGUAUCGAGUGAGGACAUUCACCAUCAUGGGUCGCGAGGAUCGUCUGUACAUGCUUUCCACCGAGCCGGCCCGAUGUUGCGGUUUCCGAGACAGCUACUUAUUCUUCACCAAGCAUCCCAAGCUCUUCAAGGUGUUGAUUGGAGAAGACGAAAAGAAGGACCUGAUUGAGCGCGACAUUUUACCGAAUAGCUACAAAGGACGAAACAUUGGUGUCGUCACGGCGCGAUCGGUAUUUCGUGAAUUCGGCGCACGAAUCAUCGUCGGAGGUCGCCGGGUCAUCGACGAUUACAAGGUUGCCGAAGCGCGGGAAAACGGCGAGGCUGAGGGAGAGCUUGCAGAUCCGGACGACAUCGUGCCAUCCAACAUUGCAGACUACAACCGCAACCGCUAUGUCGCAUGGUUUGGAGCAAGCGAGGUUUACCGAACGCAAACGAUCGGCGGUGCUGCCCAGGUCGGCAAGCAAAGUGUUCUUGGCAAGCGGAGGAACAAUGUCACUCUUGAGAAUUGGCAGUUGCUUCAUGCGAAAGAGGCAAGUCGCUUCAAUUCGACAUUGUCAACAAUCCGGCAGAGCAACCUGGACGGGGUGUACGAUAACAAUACCAACAUGAUCUUUUACCCGAAGAUCAUGCAACCAACACACGCAGCUUGGGAGCAUGUGGAACCCGUUUCAGCGCGCCAACAAUCAGCGACCCCGUCAACAUUUGCUCACCUAAAUGGGACUGCAUCGACGAAUGGCAAUGUACAUCAUGAUCAACACGACGACGCGAUGCAUACGGACAGCACAGCUGCACAACCGCUGACGUCAACCAUCUUUUCAGAAGUCCCCGCCGUCGUCGCGCGAAAUUUCACCGUCAUGGACAUCGUGUAUCAAGCGCCUCCAAUCGACGGUGCCAGCGAACCUGGACCGGAUGGACUCAUGGAUGCCUCGAGCUUCGGACCGAGCGGACUUAGUGGCAUAGGCCAGGAACUCAUUGACGAGUUACCUGCAGACUGCCGCGCCGCCUUCGAAGCCGCGCGCAGCACCGAGAGUCGAUGGCGACAACAAUGGGGUACAGAGGCUCACAGUAGUCAGCGGGGGAGUUUGAAGAUUGGUUUCAAUGGGUAUCCUGUUUGACGUGAUCCGGGCGUUGGGCGAAUAAGGCGUUUGAUAGGAGGGGUUUGAUUUUUGUGUUUUUGCUUUUCGUCUUUUCUGGGGCUUUUCUUAAGGGGCACACACAUCAACGUCUGCUGACAUAUCCUGUCUUUCUUCGCGAUGCUACUGUGAUCAACUGCGUUGCGGGGACUUGCAACAUCAAUAUGGGGGCUGGUUUGGUGGACUUCUGUUUGUGAUCUUUUCCCUGGCCAUCCUGCACGUGUCAGUCAUUAGUGUGUAACAAUAGCAUCUUGACAGCAGAUAUGAGGAGGCUAAUAGACGAAUGCGAAAGUUUUUGAGAGGU
Dissoconium aciculare CBS 342.82 is the source of this 2124-nucleotide messenger RNA. RefSeq lists its product as uncharacterized. Bases 105 to 1802 code for a protein of 565 amino acids. NCBI's taxonomy places the organism in Eukaryota, Fungi, Ascomycota, Dothideomycetes, Mycosphaerellales, Dissoconiaceae. Gene Ontology annotation, cellular component: nucleus. Gene Ontology annotation, molecular function: chromatin DNA binding. The record is from RefSeq and is a predicted model, not a curated record. The transcript has 3 exons.